This is a messenger RNA of Dendroctonus ponderosae (mountain pine beetle), 2585 nucleotides long. Its product is annotated as S-adenosylmethionine synthase. The transcript has 9 exons. The record is from RefSeq and is a predicted model, not a curated record. The coding region runs from base 173 to 1399 and encodes 408 amino acids. Gene Ontology annotation, molecular function: methionine adenosyltransferase activity; ATP binding. Gene Ontology annotation, cellular component: cytosol. NCBI's taxonomy places the organism in Eukaryota, Metazoa, Arthropoda, Insecta, Coleoptera, Curculionidae. Gene Ontology annotation, biological process: S-adenosylmethionine biosynthetic process.
GGCGCCGACGCCAUUGCCAGCUAGACCACGUGACUUGCGGUUAUAAAAACCAAUUGGCGUCUUGCCUCGUUCUCUUUUCCCUUAGCGUAAGCGUAGCGGUGAAAAGUCGUCACGGUUUCCCGUUUAAUUAAAAAAAAUACUACUAAACUAAUACAAAUACGCGUGUUUCGCCAUGCCUGAUACAAUUACCAAUGGAUACACAAACGGACACAUGCCGUACGACAUGGAAGAUGGAUCAAAUUUUCUCUUCACCUCCGAAUCUGUAGGAGAAGGCCAUCCAGAUAAAAUGUGCGACCAGAUAAGUGACGCCGUACUAGACGCUCAUUUGAGACAGGAUCCGAAUGCUAAAGUUGCCUGUGAAACCGUAACCAAAACCGGCAUGGUUUUGCUGUGCGGAGAAAUUACAUCAAAAGCAAACGUGGACUACCAAAAAGUCGUCCGAGAAACUGUAAAGCACAUUGGCUAUGAUGAUUCAUCCAAAGGGUUAGAUUUUCGCACACUCAAUCUUCUACUAGCAAUAGAGGAGCAAUCGCCGAAUAUAGCUGAAGGGGUGCACAAAGACCGAAACGACGUUGAAGUUGGUGCCGGUGACCAGGGGCUAAUGUUCGGUUACGCAACCGACGAAACAGAAGAAUACAUGCCAUUAACUGUUGUUUUGGCGCACAAGCUGAAUGAAAAAAUUGCAGAAUUACGCCGAUCAGGAGAAUUUUGGUGGGCCAGACCUGAUUCUAAAACUCAAGUAACCGCCGAGUACACUUUCAACCAUGGAGCUUGCAUUCCUCAAAGAGUCCACACUAUUGUCGUAUCACUCCAACACAGCGAAAAAGUCACACUGGACGAGCUCCGAGAUGCCAUUAAAAGUAAAGUGAUUAAAGAAGUAAUCCCAGCCAGGUUCAUCGACGAUCAAACUGUGAUUCACAUCAAUCCUUGCGGUCUUUUCAUCAUUGGUGGACCUCAAAGCGAUGCCGGUUUGACCGGAAGAAAAAUUAUUGUGGACACAUAUGGAGGCUGGGGUGCUCAUGGAGGUGGCGCAUUUUCAGGAAAAGAUUUCACUAAAGUAGACAGAUCUGCAGCUUACGCCGCUCGCUGGGUAGCUAAAUCCCUGGUAAAAGCUGGAGUGUGCCGCCGCUGUCUGGUACAAGUCUCGUACGCUAUUGGUCUCGCGGAACCUCUCUCCAUUUCAGUAUUCGACUAUGGAACCUCAAAGCUGAAUCAGAAGCAGCUGCUCGAUAUUGUGAACAGCAACUUUGACUUGAGGCCUGGCAAAAUCGUCAAAGAAUUGAAUCUUCGUCAACCAAUUUACCAAAAAACCAGUACCUACGGACACUUUGGUCGUAAUGGAUUCACAUGGGAAACGCCGAAAUCUCUCAAGCUCGGCCAGUAUGCAAGCCUAAUUUAACGUACAUAUAUGGAGUUUAUGCAUGGGCUUCGAAUCAUCCCAGAAGCAUAUUUAGGUUAAUCACAGCAAAUGUAAGUUAGUGAAUAUGUAGUAGGUCUAUCAUUUAAUGUGGUAUGGCCCAAACUGAAAAGGAUUUAGUAUUUUUAUAUCGUAACGAAUACGUGAAAGCUCAAUUUUCUUGCAGCUGAACCACAGCUAUGUCGGAGGGAAUUUUUGAUGAGCCAAAAAUGCUUUCUCCCGAAAAAAGCAAGUGUUAUCUCGAUUUAUUUUUUACAGAACCUCGAAACAAUAUGUGAUAUAUUUCCUGAAAAAAAAUUCGUGUUAUUUCAAAUACAAUAAUCUGUAGUUGAAAAGGAAAAAGUUGUUGUGCUUAACAAUCUCAACCUCGGUGAUCUUUUCGUAAAAAGUUUUCAUUUUUAUAAUAUUUAAAGGUCAAACUUUGAUAUCUUUAGUGCUCAAUAAUUAUUAUGCGCAUGGUUAAAUUAAAACAGCCAAAAACCCCACCAGUUACAUAGUUGUAAUCCACCGAUCCAACACCGUUUUUAUAGUAUCUUAGUGUCUGCAAUGUCUUAGAAAAAAAACGGGUUGGUGUAUCGGUAUGAUUAUGUUGUGCUAAUGACCGAAAACGGGAAAAGAGCGUGCCGUUUGCACACCGGGUUUAGCUGGAAACAGAUGAGCUUUCACAUGAUUGGCUAAGGACAGGAUUCCCAGUGGUUGAACUGAAUCAAACGUUUGCAUUAGUUUUCAGAAAAAAAUAAAAUUGAAACAUCCAAUUUAAUUUAACAAUUGGGACUUCUGUACUUAUACAUACAUUACAAAUUAUCAUCAAUUAUCGUGCAAAUGAAAAACAUGGUAUGGCUAUGGGAAUGAAAAUUUAUUUCAUUUGAAUAACUUUUAGACAAGCAUUUAUUAAUGCGCUCGUUUUUGUGAAAGAUGUAUUUUCUCUAUUCCUAAUUGUUGAAAUUGUCUACAAAUAUUGGUAAUUUAUAUGUCAUGAAAUUGGUAGAAUAAAUUAAAUGUAGAAAAAGAAUUAAAUUGGUUAAGAAUGUUUUGCAUUGAUCUUUAACCACGUUAGGUUUUAUAGUUGACAUUCUUUCAUUAACACAUUAAAUGUUAUUUUCAGUGAACAAUUUUAUUCAUCAGUAAAACAUUUUUUUAUUAUUUAUAGUAAAUGUUAAGUAGCCAA